AACACAUGAGCCGACAGAGGGCAGGCAGCCGUCGGAGACGCUCCCUAAAAUCCAGUGGUCUUCUUUUACAUAUGAACAGUUUUUAAGUUCAACCCAACACGUAACGUUAAUUUUAGAAGAUGAUAAAAGACUGAAUUCAGAGGAGAAACAACCUCUCGCAGAGAAACUAGGAUUUCUAAUGACAUGGACUGUGGGGAUGAGGAACAAGGGACAAGGGAUCCCGUCGAUAUGGAGACCGAGACAGAAGGCGAUGACUCUGAAACCAGAUGGAGUGAAGAUCUCAGGCUCGUUCUCAUCGGAAGGACCGGAAGUGGCAAGAGUGCAUCUGGAAACACCAUCCUGGGCCGGAGGCAGUUCCUUUCACACAUCAGUGCCAGCUCCGUCACCCAGAUUUGUGAGCUUGGGAGCACUGAGCUCACUGAGGAAGAGGAUGCUGAGGAGAAAGGCCAGGCUGUCACACAGAGGAGGAUGAGGAGGGUCACAGUGGUUGACAUGCCAGGUUUUGGGGACACCCAGCUCAGUGUGGAGCAGAUUCAUGCAGAGGUAGCUAAAUGUGUGUCUCUCACCUCCCCUGGCCCACAUGCUUUCCUCCUGGUAGUACCAGUAGGACGAUACACAGACAGUGAGAGCCAGGCUGUGUGUGAGCUGACCAGGAUCUUUGGGGAGGACGCACUCCGUCACCACACACUGGUUCUUUUUACCAGAGGUGAUGACCUGGAGGGCAUAGGGAUUGAAGAGUAUCUGAGGAAGACUGCACCUGCUGGGCUUAAGGCUUUGAUUGACAGGUGUGGGGGCAGGUACCAUGUUCUGAACAACAGAGACCCCGGUAACUCGGUGCAAAUUAAGGAACUCUUGAUUAAGGUGGACACAAUGGUGAAGCAGACUAACAGAGGAUUUUAUACCAAUGGCAUGUUUUUAGAGGCAGAGGCUGCAAUCAGGGAGGAGCAGAACAGGAUGCUGAGGGAGCGAGAGGAAGCAGAUGGGGAAGAACAAGAGGGAAAUAAUGUCAGCGUGGAGGAACAGACUAAACUGGCAAAGCAAAGAAAAUGUGACUUAGAGUCUGACAUGGCAGGAAGCAGAGAAAGAGGCUCAGCAGGGCUCAGCAGGAGGGAACUGGAGAGAGCAACUGAACAGGAUUUUAGGAUGGAGAGAUGGACAGAGGGGGCUAGAGGCAAUGUUUACUGUUUCCUGAGGGACAGAGUCGAACAGUGCAGGGACCAGUCCAGAGGCAGGCGCAGGGCCGGCAGCCGGCGACAGUCUCUUCGUUCAUCCUUGACUCUCAUGAGGAGGAGGGCUGCGCUCUCUGCUAAGGUGCUGGAGAGAGUUAAGAUCCUGGUGGCUGCUGGAGCAACAGGCGUGGCAGUCGGAGCGAUGUUUGGGGCCGCUGCCCCACUAGCAGCUGCAGCUGGGGCAUCUCUUGUGGGAAACUCGGUUGGUUUUGCUGCAGGUCAGCUAGCAGGGAUGUCAGCAGCGGGAGGCACGGGGGUUGGGAAAGCUGUGGGAGCCAUAGUGGCCGGGGGCUCC
Molecule: messenger RNA, 1524 nt
Organism: Monopterus albus (swamp eel)
Lineage: Eukaryota; Metazoa; Chordata; Actinopteri; Synbranchiformes; Synbranchidae
Product: GTPase IMAP family member 4-like
Exons: 2
Molecular function (GO): GTP binding
Source: RefSeq, a predicted model, not a curated record